AGGCGGCGGGUCCGUUCCGGCGCGGGUGAGGCGCGAUGGCGGCGGGGCACGGCUGGGCGGGCGCCGUCCUGCUCCUCGCAGCGCUCUGCCUGCAGCCGCCGCCCGCCCGGCCCCGCGGGCUCCGCUUCGUAACGCUGGUGUACCGGCACGGGGACCGCUCCCCCAUCAAGGCCUACCCGCGGGACCCCUUCCAGGAGGAUGCGUGGCCGCAGGGCUUCGGGCAGCUCACGCAGGUGGGGAUGCGGCAGCAGUGGGAGCUGGGCCGGGCCCUGCGGCAGCGAUACCGCGGCUUCCUCAGCGUGAUGUACCGGCGGCAGGAGAUCUUCGUCCGCAGCACAGACUAUGACCGGACGCUGAUGAGCGCGGAGGCCAACCUGGCAGGAAUGUAUCCCCCAGAGGGAGCACAGAUCUUCAACCCCAACAUCUCCUGGCAGCCUAUCCCUGUGCACACAGUGGCCAGGUCUGAUGAAAGGCUACUGAAGUUUCCUUUGACCCCCUGUCCACGGUAUGAACAGCUACAGAACGAAACCCGGCACUCAGCAGUAUACAUAAAUAAGACCAAAGAGAAUUGGCAAUUCCUGCAGAUGGUGGCAAAUGAGACUGGGAUCCGGGAUGUCUCUCUCGAGGGUGUUUGGAGCGUGUAUGACACACUGUUCUGUGAACAAGUACACAAAAUGGAUUUGCCUGACUGGGCGACACCAGAUGUCAUGACUCGACUGAAGCAACUCAAAGACUUUGGGUUUGAAUUUCUAUUUGGGAUCCAAGAUCGGGUGGAAAAAGCUCGUCUGCAAGGCGGGGUCCUGCUGGGUCACAUAAGGAAAAACCUAACUAAAGCAGCAGAUGCUUCAGCCCACCAAGACCUGAAACUGCUUGUCUAUUCAGCGCAUGACACUACACUUGUGGCACUGCAGAUGGCUCUAGAUGUCUACAACAAGAUUCAACCACCAUACGCCUCAUGUCAUUUAUUUGAGCUGUACCAAGAGGAUGAUGGUAACUACUCUGUGGAGAUGUUUUACCGGAAUGAGAGUGGGAAGGAACCUUUCCCACUGACAAUCCCUGGCUGUCAGCAUAAAUGCCCACUGCAAAGGUUCUUGGAACUCACGGAUCCUGUUGUUCCCCAGGACUGGGAGCGAGAAUGCCAGGUAGCAACCAUCAUGCACGACACAGAACUGUUUGUGGGUCUGGCUGUCUGUGGAUCCAUUCUCCUUCUCCUCAUAAUCCUCCUGUUGACUGUACUCUUUCGCAUACAGUCCCAACACCCUGGCUACCGGCAUGUUUCCAACGAGGGAGAAGAACAGGCCUGACAGUUGCUUCGACUCCUUCCCAAGCAGUAGGAGGGAGCAGAGUUGCCCCUAAGGAUGAUUGGGCACCUUCAGUUACUGAGCAUUCUUUUGCUUUGGCCUUUGCUUCCCAGAAUGAAGCGGGACUUGAUUUUUGGAUUCUUGCUAAAGGCAACGUCCCAGAGGGAGAGAACUGAGCUGCUCUAAUGGAAACAACACCUUAAGUCUGCAGCCAGUGUACUGUGUGGUGCCAGCAGUCCUCUAGAGUUUACCUAGCCUGGGAUUCCCACCAUGGCAAACAGGAGCUGAGCAAGAGAUUUCCUCUGUUGAGGUGACUGUAAAUGUUACCACUCACCAUGACUGUGGCAGAGAGGCCUCCAGGAGCUGCCGCAUGCAGUGCAGUCAGGAGCUGCGUGUCUCUUCAGGGUUAACCUCCUCCGAGUGCUUUUCCCUCAAGCCACGGGCUGGUGAUGAUGGUGGGAAGGCUGGGCUCAGAGCAGAGCAGCAAUGCACCAAGACUCAACUACUGGCCAUGCAGAGGGAGCUACAGAUGAUGGCAGAUGGUCAAAAGUGUUUCUUGAAGUUGCUGCCAAGUAAUUGCUACUGGCAACUGGUCUUUCUUUCCCUCCUUACGUUGUAGCUCAAGAGAGGACUGGCCUGGAAUCAGGACAAAACUGGCAGUAGUUUCUAGGAUUCAGCUCAGAGUAGGUUACAUAUGAUCCAAAGAAGCUUUAAGUGCUUCAUUUGAAGAAAGAGAUGAAUUCCUGUGGCCACAGCAAACUCACACCCAAGUUCUUGUGCCACAUUGGCUCUAGAAAGGAAAGUCCCCAUAGAUUAGAAACUUGGGCCCUGGGUAAAGAUUCAGCCUUUGAAUUUCACCUACCACCUCUGAGCUUCAGGUACCUACGACAGCAAUAGCCAGUUCUGCAGGCAGUCCAGAUUUCAGCUAUGAGCCGAAGGAAUACACUUUACCAGCAGAACGGUUUUAUGCUGGAAUUAAAGAGAUGUAGCAGAGCUAUACCUAAGACUAGAUUAAAUACCAGGGUCUGCAAUUUUCCUUCCUACCUUUCCCCGUGGAUGGACAGCAAACAGAAACUGCCCACCUUCACUUGCCCCAGGGUUUGGCAUUUUGUCCAAAGCGUGGUUCUGUUUCUGGGCUGCCCUCUGUACGCAGUGCAGCUGCUGCAGGAGCUCCAUGCCAAGCACCACCUGCCCUGGAGCUCUUGGCAGGAAAGGAGAGACUGCGGCAGGCACCAGGAGCACAGGCUCUUCACAUGGUGAUGCUGCACAUUCACUUCCCACUUUUACUUCCCUUUCUGGUGCUCUUCCCUUCCCGUCUUGGCGGCUGAAGCCUGCGCUUAGGUUACAGACGUUUCCUUUUCUUCCCCUAUUGGAGUACCACGGGAACUCUCCCUCCACCAUAACUAGCAUCUCCUAUCAUGGGAACACUAAAUCAGCAGAAGCAGCUUGCUGUUCUCAGCAUCUUCCUCACCUUUCUGUCCUCUGAAAAUAUAAUCUAGGUCUUCUGCACAGCAAGACAGUCAUGAAGAAAAAGCUACUGCCUGUGAGAACACGCACAAGAAAGAGGUAAUAGAAAGUGCAUUGAAGAGGCCCAGACCUGUUUUUUAAAGUCAGCAAAUUUUGCACACAGAGGAAAGGUUUCUAUGAUGAUUUAAACACUUUGACUGUGAAUGAUUUUCUGUAAUUGUUCCAAUACAUUUCAUGAUUAAAAUCAAAUUUGCACCUAA
This is a messenger RNA of Neopsephotus bourkii (Bourke's parrot), 3028 nucleotides long. RefSeq names its product acid phosphatase 2, lysosomal (gene ACP2). Gene Ontology annotation, cellular component: lysosome. The transcript is spliced from 11 exons. Gene Ontology annotation, biological process: dephosphorylation; lysosome organization. The coding region runs from base 36 to 1304 and encodes 422 amino acids. NCBI's taxonomy places the organism in Eukaryota, Metazoa, Chordata, Aves, Psittaciformes, Psittacidae. Gene Ontology annotation, molecular function: acid phosphatase activity. The record is from RefSeq and is a predicted model, not a curated record.